AGAGCGCGCGAGAGAGAACAGCUGUGACGACGACGUCGGCGGCGGCGAGGCUUCGGCCGGAGAGCUCUCCGAAGGCGAGGGAGGGGGCGGCACGCGCUGCUCUCUGUCGCCUCGUCUCCCUCCUUCCUUCCUUCCCUGACGGUUGAGCCCCUCUCUGAGGUGAAUGAGCGGAGGAGGAAGCGCCUCCUGAGGGAGAGAGCGAGCUGAGGAGGCGCCCCCUUCUCGGCAUGUCCUCCGCGGCGGCCCCUCCUCAGCCAACAACGCUUCAGGACACCAAGGAGGAGGAGAGGCGCUCCAGCCAGGCUCCCGAAUCCCUCGGGGAGGACAGCGACGACCCAGAGCGGCCCUUCACUCCUGCCCCGCCGCCCAAGGAGAACCCCUGGAGCCGCUCCAAGCCUCCCCCGGGUGCCAGCACCGCCUCGGCCUCGGCCUCGGGAGCCAGCUCUUCCCCCUCCAGCAGCAGCGCCUCCGCCGGCAGCGAGGCCGCCCCUCAGGAGCCCGAGUUGCAGAGUUCUGCUAAAAUCAUAAGGGCAGGAAAAUCAAGUCUAAGGAAAUCUAGUAAGACAGAUGACUUCAGUGAUGCAGCAAAUUGGCCAACACCAAGUGAAAUUGCGAGCUCUGAAUGUAAAAAUAUAAGUAAUCAUAAUAAAAAAGCUCCAAUCAAGAAAGAGAAAGAAGAAAAGAAUGAAAGGAAGAGUAACAACAAGAGCAAGGAAAACCUGGAAGUAAAUCCUGAUAUUCCUGGAGAAAAUGUCAGUGAAGAUGAGGCUCAGAUUAACAAUCAAAGAAAAAAAGUUCUCUAUUUUACACUUGAAGGUAACAAACACAGAUGGGUACCACUUCAUUUAGAUGUAUUGAAACCAGAAAACCAAGAUAGACCAGGAUCUCGGAACAGUUCAAGAUCUCAACCAGAAACUAGCAAACUUGUGCCACACAACAACAGACGCAAUGAGACAAGAAAUAGUUGGCGACGGGAUAGGGAUAAGCGAGAGGAUCAUGAUGAAGUCUCCAGUGUGAGAAGUGAAGGUGGUAGUGUUCGAGGAUUUUACCGAGGAAGAAGCAGAGGCAGGGGAAGGGGAAGAGGACGUGGAAGAGGAAACCCUCGAAUGAACCAUGAAUAUUCAUAUGGCUAUCGAGAACAGUACAAUGAAAGGAAUGAUCAGUUGUUUCAGUCAGAUCUUAACACAAGUAUGAUGUAUUACUACGAUGAUGGAACAGGAGUACAGAUGUAUACUGUGGAUGAAACACUGCUUAAAGAAUACAUUAAACGCCAAAUUGAGUAUUAUUUCAGUGUAGAAAACUUGGAAAGAGACUUCUUCUUGAGAAGAAAAAUGGAUCAGCAAGGAUUCUUGCCUAUUUCUUUGAUUGCCAGCUUUCAUCGUGUGCAGGCUCUUACUACCAAUAUUAAUCUAAUAUUAGAGGCCUUAAAAGACAGUACAGAAGUAGAAAUUGUAGAUCAGAAGAUGAGGAAAAGGGUAGAACCAGAAAAAUGGCCAAUUCCAGGCCCUUCUUCACACAACCUUCCACAAACAGACUUUUCUCAGCUUAUAAACUGCCCUGAAUUCAUCCCAGGCAAAGUGUUCGGUUCACAUACUGAAUCUGCACCAAGCUCUCCAAGAAUCGGAAGUCAAAGUACUAAGAAAAGCACUGAAACAAGUAGCUUUCAAAUGAUGACUAAAGGGUUAUCAACAAGCUUGCCAGAUCUGGACUCUGAACCUUGGAUAGAAGUUAAAAAAAGACAUCGUCCAUCCCCAGUCAAAUCAAAGGAAUCUGUGCCUACUCUUGAGGAAAUGUUGGGUCAGCAGCAGUCAGCACUGCCUGCAGAGGAACAAGAACAGGAAGAGCUUGAUUUUUUAUUUGAUGAAGAGCUGGAACGAAUAGAAGGCCGCAAGAAAACAUUUACAGAGUGGUCAGACAGUGAUUCAGAUUAUGAAAUUGAUGAUCAGGAUUUAAAUAAGAUUUUGAUUGUAACACAAACACCACCAUAUAUGAGAAAACAUCCUGGAGGGGAUCGUACUGGCAACCAUGUGUCACGGGCAAAAAUUACAUCAGAACUUGCCAAAGUUAUUAACGAUGGCUUGUACUACUAUGAACAGGAUUUGUGGACAGAGCAGACAGAAAAUGACUGUGUUGCUAUGAAGCAAGAAGUUGAAAACUUUAAGAAGUUGAAUCUCAUCAGUAAAGAAGAAUUUGAACAUCUUACACCUGAUGUAAUUGAUCCAAAUCAAGAACUUCCUGCUAGUCCUUCAACAUCUCAACAAGGUCUAACUGAAGAGCAGGCUUGUAAAUUAUUUAGUAUUCAGGAAAUGUUUUCAGCAAUGGCUCAUUCCCUUCCAACAGCUAUGGCUCGCUCACUUCCAACAGCUGUACCUGAAUCUCCUAAAGUCCAGCCUACUAGAACACCUAAAACACCUCGUACCCCAAGACUUCAGGAUCCUAACAAAACACCCAGGUUUUAUCCUGUGGUUAAAGAAGCAAGAUCCAUUGAUGUUAAGACACGAAGGAAAAGAAAAACUCGGCAUAGUACAAACCCUCCAUUGGAAAGCCAUGUUGGUUGGGUAAUGGAUUCUAAGGAUCACAGACCAAGAACAUCUUCUAUAAGCAGCUCAAAUGCCUCACCAUUGGAAGGUGCUCCACUAUCAGGAAGUUAUGGGUGUACCCCACAUUCUCUUCCCAAAUUCCAGCAUCCUUCUCAUGAACUUUUAAAGGAAAAUGGUUUUACCCAGCAAGUAUACCACAAAUACCGCCGUAGAUGCCUAAAUGAAAGGAAACGUUUGGGAAUUGGCCAGUCCCAAGAAAUGAAUACACUCUUUCGUUUCUGGUCAUUUUUUCUCAGAGACCACUUUAACAAGAAAAUGUAUGAAGAAUUCAGACAACUUGCUCUAGAUGAUGCAAAAGAACAUUACAGAUACGGUCUGGAAUGUUUGUUCCGGUUUUACAGCUAUGGUCUAGAAAAAAAAUUCAGGCAAGAAAUCUUCAGAGAUUUCCAAGAAGAAACAAAGAGAGAUUAUGAAUCUGGUCAGCUCUAUGGACUAGAAAAAUUUUGGGCUUAUCUAAAGUAUUCACAGUCUAAAACUCCACCUAUUGAUCCCAAACUUCAGGAAUAUCUCUGCAACUUUAAAAGACUGGAAGACUUUAGAGUUGAUCCUCCCAUCAGUGAAGAAUCUGGGAGAAAAAGGCACUCAACUGGUGAAGAAAGUGAUCAUCAUAAACAUCAGUCCAAUUCUUCUAAGAUCCUUGCUGGUAAUUCCACAGCUGCCUCUCAGGCGUGGGUCCCAAUAAACUUUCCCACUACCAAUACUGUACAGGAGUUGAGUAACAGCAUACACCAGAACAGUACUGCCACAAAACCAAGAAAUGAUAUAUCUGAGCAGUAGACUUAAGCUGGAACCUUACAAUCAACUCCUACUGCCAGUAUUUUAACUCAAAAGAUCUUCAGGGAGAGCGAUUUUAAAUCUUGAUUAAAAACAAAUGUCUAGGAAAACAAAGGAUUGCAUUUGCUUUCUCACAAUGUGGAGUUCCAAAUACUUUCCCUUGAUCAGUUAUACUGGAAUUGGAGACUAUCUGAAACAUCCUAGGGAAAUAUAUCUUAGUUUCAGUAUUAGUAUCCCUGAUUUAUUGUUUACAUGAAAUGCAUUCCGGUACUGUAUGCAAAAAUACUUUGAGAUGCCUGAUAGUCCAGCUCAUUCUUCUUAAAGAAGUUAUGGUGUACUCAUAUAAUGUAGAAAGGAGGAUUUUUUCUAUUCAAGUUUUCCACAUUACUUCUGCUUUAAAAAGCCAAAAAGAGAGAAUAUACUGUUUCCAGUGGAGAUAAAGGAUUUAAAUUGGUAAAUGCAUAUAUCACUAUGAACACCUUUUUUUUAUAACAGUACAUGCACACUCCAUGAUAGAUUGGACUGUGCACAUUUCUUGGGUGCUAAAAUCUUACUUUCUGCUUUAGAAUCCCUGUGAUUUUAGGUUGAGUUUUGAGUUUGGCAUCAGCCUGCUUUGGUUUUAAAGGUGUUUUCUUUUAUUCAGGUUCUUAUUUGUACUUAAGCAGUAGAUUGCUGAGGGGAACAGGGUAUGACUAUAUUACCAUAAACUUCCUAUAAACUUUUAAGCAGAAUGUUAAAAUGACGGAUUAUUCUCUAAUCACCUUCCAGUUGGGAGAGAUAUUUGUGCUUUCUGUUUAAUUCUUGUACUUCAAGGAGAGAUUAUUUUAAAUGAUAACAUUUAAUUGUAAGAUACUAUUUGGUGCUGUUUUAAUUUAAAGGGGAAUUAGAAAAAUGGUAUUCACUAAAAAUGUUGAUGUCAAGUUGGGUUGGAAUAGUUUAAAAUCCCAUUUUGGGAGAAAAGCAGGGAUAUAAAUCCUCUAAAUAAAUAAUUCUAUGCUCUGCUAAGAUCAACUGAAUUAAAUUGGCCAGGGCAUUGCUUUCUGUAAGUGUAAAUGAUUGAUUCAGGUAGCAAUUAGUUAAGUUGGGAGGUGGAAGUUAACAGGCUACAUUACCUGCAAUUUUAUACUAGUUUCAGUCACUGUGAUUUUAAAUGCUUCGAAUAAGGAAAUGGAAGGCCUCCUUCCUUAAAGUGGGUGGUAGGAAUAGGUGCACUUUUUUUUACUUAGAGCAAAACAGUGAGAUACCUAACAAUCUUCAGGUGUCUUUCUGCAUAUAAAGUUUUAACACAGUUUGAUGCCUUAUUACUGUGGAGAUAUCCUAAGUGAUCCAUUGUUUAGUUUAAUGGAGAUUUUUGGCAGAUAUAGAUGAGGUCAAUUACAUUUUUUCUGUCAUAUUGCCUUGGGAGUCUGAAUAGAACAAUUAUGAAAAUAAUGUGCAUACUUGUAUAGGAAUAUGAGGAUUUCCCAGUAAUUAAUUUCUACACACAAAGUAGCCUUUUAGAACUGCUCUAUUUUGUAAAAAAUAAUAAUAAGAAGAAGAAUUCAUGAUACAAGUUUUAUAUAGCAUCUUUUCAGUGUGCUCAAGUUGUACAUCUCAAACCUGUGUUCAAUCUUUGCCACCUCCUCUAUGAAAAUGAUGCAAUUGUAAAUUUGGAUUUAAACUGUAUAUAAAAGAAAUAUAUUUACUUCCAUUUCUUUGAAUGAAAUGUGUGCAUAUUUAGCUUUUAGUAUGCAUAAUUUGUGGUACCUUUGCAGAUUUUAUAAAAACAAACAAAAAAAAAAUUAUGUGUAUUGUGUGAUUCUUAAAUGAUUUUCUUUAAACUUGUCAGUUUUUACAGUUCCAGUUAAAAUGAAAUGUCAAGUAUUGAAUUGGACUAAUUAGAACUAUGGGAUUGAAUUAAGCAGCCAAAAUUACUGGAAUUAUGGAAAUACAUUGAUUUAUAUUUUUAAUGUAAAUUAAUGCAUUCAGAAUUUCAUAUUUAACAGGUAUGAGAUAAAGUGAACAUGUUUACUAAUAAAGGGGAGCUGAGAGUGUUGCUUUUGAGUUAUUAUACUGUGUCUGA
Sceloporus undulatus (fence lizard) is the source of this 5436-nucleotide messenger RNA. It is a transcript of the gene LARP1B, whose product is annotated as La ribonucleoprotein 1B. NCBI's taxonomy places the organism in Eukaryota, Metazoa, Chordata, Lepidosauria, Squamata, Phrynosomatidae. Gene Ontology annotation, cellular component: cytoplasmic stress granule; cytosol. The transcript has 19 exons. The record is from RefSeq and is a predicted model, not a curated record. Gene Ontology annotation, molecular function: RNA cap binding. Gene Ontology annotation, biological process: positive regulation of translation; mRNA stabilization. The coding region runs from base 228 to 3377 and encodes 1049 amino acids.